CUGAUAACGCGCUACGGGAGGCAGUGGUGCUGAUGUUGCCGGUCGCGUACUCGCGUCAUCCAAACAUUCCAAACUAGCCUUGCAAUAUUUAUUGCUUUAUUAAUUAUUAGGCGUCGCGCGCUAUACUUGUUAAUUACUCUCGUCCUUGCGCGUCUGCCGUUUUUCCGUUUUUAGCGAUCCCCCCCUCACCGUAUCGUUCAAAGACGAGUAGUAGCGUCGUUGGUUGCACCCGCGUCCGUCGCCGGCUCAUGUACACCGGGAUUUCCGCCGUCGAACAGCCGAAGAGUCCACCACCGUCGACGACCUACGACCAUUUGCUGUUGCUCACUCGAUACCGCCGUCCGUCCAUUACUGUCUCGCCGCUAGGUUAGUGCUGCACAGCCGACGAGCGUCGACAUGAUCUCGUUCACCGAGCUGUUUCAACGGGUCGCUUUGCUCGUCCUCACGCCGAAAUGCUACCAAGUGUUCUUCUACGAUUUGGAUUUCUUCAACGGUACUUGUAUAAGAUCUGCUCUCAGUAAAGGUCUUGGAUUUGGAAUAGUUGGUGGAUCUCUUUUAGUCAAACUUCCGCAAGUUAUCAAAGUAUGGCAAAGUAAAAGUGCUGUUGGAAUUAGUCUGGUAAAUGUUUGCAUGGAUCUAUUUGCUGUCACAGCAAAUGUUGUAUAUAGCUAUUCUAGUCAAUUUCCAUUCAGCUCAUGGGGUGAUUCAUUAUUUAUACUAUUCCAAACAUUACUAAUUGUAAUAUUAGUUUUUUAUUAUAACAUAUCCAAGAGAGCGGCUAGUGCUUUUGCAUUUAUUUAUUGUUCGUUAUUGUUUCUACUCGUAUCAGAUAUUGUUCCAAAUUCUUUCCUUUGGAAUGCACAGUUUGUCAGCAUACCUUUAAUGUUUUAUGGCAAGAUGACUCAAGGUUAUGUAAAUUAUCAAAAUAAAAGCACAGGGCAAUUGUCAAUGGCUACGUCUAUUCUUUUAUUUUUGGGAUCAUCUGUACGAGUAUUCACGUCUGUACAAGAAACUGGAGAUAACCUUUUAAUUUGGAGUUUUGCUUUGGCGUCUUUUGCCAACUUUAUAAUUGUUACUCAAUUUUAUUGCUAUAAAUCAGGGUCACCUGUUAAAACUAAAAAAAAAACUAAAAAGAAUAAAAGAUUAUAAAUAAAAUAAUCAGUAUGCCAUUUAUAUUCAACUAUCACAUGUUUACAAAAUAAAAUAGUGUCAUAGUAGAUAUAUAAUAACCAGGUGAUUGUCCAGUCUUUUAAGUAAAUCUUUUAAUUGGUAUGAAUAUAUAUACUGUUUCUAAAAAUAUUUAGAUAUUAAAUUUUAAUUGCAAAAUUCCAUUAAUGUUUCAAUAAACUGAUCAGAAUUUAUUUUAGAUAGAAAAGUAAUGUAUGUGUUUAUGUGUUUUGUUAGGAAAUGUUUGUAAAAUUGUAUUUUAAUUAAUUUCUUAUAAC
Molecule: messenger RNA, 1445 nt
Organism: Melanaphis sacchari
Lineage: Eukaryota; Metazoa; Arthropoda; Insecta; Hemiptera; Aphididae
Product: mannose-P-dolichol utilization defect 1 protein homolog
Exons: 5
Coding region: 397-1149 (250 amino acids)
Biological process (GO): oligosaccharide biosynthetic process
Source: RefSeq, a predicted model, not a curated record